This is a messenger RNA of Schizosaccharomyces japonicus yFS275, 1940 nucleotides long. RefSeq names its product chaperonin-containing T-complex theta subunit Cct8. Gene Ontology annotation, cellular component: chaperonin-containing T-complex; cytoplasm. Gene Ontology annotation, molecular function: ATP-dependent protein folding chaperone; ATP binding; ATP hydrolysis activity. The coding region runs from base 51 to 1691 and encodes 546 amino acids. The transcript has 5 exons. Lineage: Eukaryota; Fungi; Ascomycota; Schizosaccharomycetes; Schizosaccharomycetales; Schizosaccharomycetaceae. Gene Ontology annotation, biological process: protein folding. The record is from RefSeq and is a predicted model, not a curated record.
UCUCCCUCUACCUAAAAGAGGAAAACCGGGUUCCUUUUUGUUUUUACACAAUGGCGCUUCGUGUACCAAAGGCCUCUGGCCCUCAAUUGUUCCGUGAGGGAUACCGUGUCAUGCAAGGUGUUGAAGAUGCGGUUAUUCGUAAUUGCAACGCGAUUCGUGAAUUGUCAGAAAUCACUAGAACGUCCUUGGGUCCUAAUGGACGUAACAAAAUUGUUAUCAACCAUUUGAACAAAACCUUCUUGACCAACGAUGCUGCUACCAUCAUUCGUGAACUCGAGGUCGUUCACCCUGCUGCGAAGCUUGCCGUGAUGGCCAGUCAGCAACAAGAAAAUGAGCUCGGAGACGGCACAAAUUUGGUUAUUGUCUUCAUUGGCGAAUUGUUGGCUCGUGCUGAAAACUUGCUUCGCCUUGGCUUGCAUCCAUCUGAGAUUUCCAAGGGUUACGAGAUUGCCUGGAAAAACACCAGCGAAAUCAUUGAAAAGCUCGUUGUCCAAAAGGUUGAUAAGGUCGAAAGCAACGAUGACUUGGAGACCGCCAUUCGCAGCUGCAUCGCUUCGAAACAAUAUGGUCGCGAAGAUCUUUUGGCCAAACUUGUUGCUGAGGCUGUGUUGACGGUGAUGCCUAAGGAUCCCGCCAAGUUCAAUGUCGAUAACGUGCGCGUUGUAAAGAUUAUGGGCAACAAUCUUUCAUCAUCCCAAGUUGUCAAGGGAAUGGUUUUCCCUCGUGAACCCGAAGGUACUGUGAAAAAGGCCAGCAAGUCAAAGGUCGCCGUUUUCUCCUGUCCCAUUGACAUUUCACAAACCGAGACGAAGGGAACAGUUCUUCUUCACAACGCCAAGGAAAUGCUCGAUUUCUCAAAGGGUGAAGAGGAGUUGAUGGAGUCUCACAUCAAGGAAAUUCAUGAUGCUGGUGUUCGUGUUGUUGUCACGGGCGCCAAUGUCGGCGAACUUGCCUUGCAUUACUUGAACCGUUAUGACAUUCUUGUCAUCCGUAUCCCAAGCAAGUUCGAACUCCGUCGUUUGUGUCGCGUUGUUGGUGCUACGCCUUUGGCUCGUUUGGGUGUGCCCAUGCCUGAGGAGAUGGGUUCUAUCGACGUUGUGGAAACGCGCGAAAUUGGAGGAGACCGGGUAACGAUUUUCCGUCAAACGGACGAUGUUACACGGACAGCUACCAUCGUUCUUCGUGGUGCUACGCAAAACUUUUUGGAGGAUGUGGAGCGUUCCAUUGAUGAUGCUGUGAACGUGGUGAAGGCUCUCAUCAAGGACAACCGUCUUGUCCCCGGUGCAGGUGCUACGGAGAUGCAGUUAUGCUCACGGUUGCUUGCUUUGGGCGAGCGGACGCCUGGCAUAUACCAACACGCUAUUAAGCAAUAUGCUGAGGCUUUUGAAGUUGUUCCUAAGACCUUGUCGGAAAAUGCUGGUUUAGAGGCAACAGACAUUGUUAGCAAACUUUACGCUGCUCACCAAAACAAUGAAACGAGCACCAUUGGUGUUGACGUUGAUUGUGAGAAUGACGGAACUAUCGAUGUUCGCGAAGCCGGCAUCUUUGAUGUCUUGUCUGUCAAGGCCUCGGCUCUGAAGCUUGCUACAGAAACCGUGCUUACGGUACUUCGUGUCGACCAAGUCGUAAUGGCAAAGCCUGCCGGUGGUCCCAAGCCUCCUGGACCCAACCCUAACUGGGACGAGGACUAAAGAGUGAUGACACAUUUUUCGCGGUAGGACAUGAGUUACACACAGUGAUGCUUCAGUAAUGAAGAGUACCGCGGACGGUUACUCCAAAAAAUUUGACGCAGGAGAAUAGGUUCAAGAGAGAUAGAAUUCUAUACAAAAGGUCAUUUACGAUACAAAGCCAGAGACGUAUGGGUGUUUGGUAGUCAUUUAACACGAAAGCUUUUUUGGAGUGAAAGCGCGCGAGACGUUGCUGGGUUUUAAAUACUAGGA